Molecule: messenger RNA, 741 nt
Organism: Gamsiella multidivaricata
Lineage: Eukaryota; Fungi; Mortierellomycota; Mortierellomycetes; Mortierellales; Mortierellaceae
Exons: 1
Coding region: 254-703 (149 amino acids)
Source: RefSeq, a predicted model, not a curated record
CCGGCGGCAGUAAUAGCCAGCUGAAAGAGACAUGGCAGCCCCCAGCAAGGUCAGCCGUGAAGAGGUUUUUUUCUACGAAGAGAUGACAGAUCUUAGGGAUGUCAAAGAUGGAGUUGGUCUGUCGUGCCCGUCCCUGACUAUCAAAGAAUUAAAGUUCGCCGUGGAUCCACUGGGCUGUGCACUCUCCUGGUGAGCGAGAUCGAAUCGUUGCAUUCUCUGCUUUUCAACUCACCAUUCACAUACACUUUGCAGCAUGUCCCCAGGGGCCGCAUUCCUCCCACAGUUGGUCAGCGACCUUGUGUGCUACGAUGCUAUCCAUAUCUCGUCAUUCAGCAACUCCCAGGAGCCUCCCUCGCGCUUCCUCAGCGACCAAGGACUGCUCUCCAUCGAAUCCAUCCAGUGCUGCUUGCCGCAGGCGGUCAUAGAAGGACCUGUCGCCACUUCGAUUGACCCUUGCGAUCUGGAUCUUUUUAAGAGGGCAUGUAUGUUCGUGUUAUCAGAGCUGCAAGUGCAAAAGCACGAUACCGCAGUAUCCUUCAGAACUAUGUAUGCAGAGCAGCUGAAAUGGCUGGGCGUGUCUGGCGGACGGGCGGCAGAGAUUUGGUUCGAGUUGUAUACCAAUGGACAGUAUGACCAGGCAUGGCUUGUUGGGUCGACGGUCCUGGAGCAACUGGUCAGCAAUGUAUGUUUUUCUAGCGUGUAAAAUGGAUCAUGCCAAGGAACAUGUUUGCUCGAUCGCUG